AUGGAGGACCAGCUGCUGUGCUGCGAGGUGGACUCCAUCAGGAGAGCCUACCAAGACGUCAACCUGCUUAACGACCGAGUCCUACACACCAUGCUGAAGGCAGAGGAAAACUACCUACCGUCACCCAACUACUUCAAGUGUGUUCAGAAAGAUAUUGUGCCCAAAAUGAGGAAAAUAGUUGCCACCUGGAUGUUAGAGGUCUGCGAGGAACAGAAAUGUGAGGAGGAGGUUUUUCCGCUGGCUAUGAACUAUUUGGACAGAUUUUUAUCAGUGGAGGCCACGAGGAAAACAAGACUACAGCUGCUCGGAGCUACAUGUAUGUUUCUGGCAUCCAAGAUGAAGGAGACUGUGCCCUUAACAGCGGAGAAACUCUGUAUCUACACCGACAACUCGGUCCAGCCCGGAGAACUGCUGCAAAUGGAGCUUCUGGUUCUCAACAAGCUGAAGUGGGACUUGGCUUCAGUCACACCUCAUGAUUUCAUCGAGCACUUCCUGUCCAAGCUGAAGAUCUACCCGUCCACCAAGCAGAUCCUCAGGAAACAUGCCCAGACUUUUGUGGCCCUCUGUGCUACAGAUGUCAACUUCAUCGCCAGUCCUCCGUCCAUGGUGGCGGCAGGCAGCGUGGUGGCUGCAGUUCAAGGUCUCUACCUGAAAAGCCAAGACGCUUCUUUAUCCUCCCAAAACCUCACCAACUUCCUGUCACAGGUCAUCCGCAGUGACCCGGAUUGCUUGCGGUCAUGCCAGGAGCAGAUAGAGUCUCUUUUGGAGUCCAGCCUCCGUCAAGCUCAGCAGUACAGUGGCACGACAGAAACCAAACGCGUGGACGAGGACGUGGACCUGUCCUGCACCCCGACAGACGUCAGAGACAUCAACAUCUGACUGAUUUGAAACAGCGCUGCAAAAUGACCUGAUGAUCGAGGGAAAGUUGUGGACGGAGGAUGGUGACGGGUGCUGCAGAGGAGGGGGUGACUCGCCUGACCUCAGCCUCCCCCCUCCUCCUUCUCCUCCUCCUUUCCAGAUGGGCCGUCUCCGCCAACAUGGCCGACAUGUCACUCACGUGCCCGCUGUCUGCUGCCAAGACGGCCGCCAAGAAGCGCAGAGUGGCCCUCGCCCCGCGACGAACCCCAAGUCACAUUUCCUGCCAGUGUCCCCUCCCAUCUCGGGAAAAAUAAUGAACACUACAGAAAUGUACAAAGAAAAGACACUAAAUAUUGAUGACAUGGUGAGGGCUGGAGUGUAGCCACAAAAACAGACAUUUUAGUAGAUAUUUUUACUUAUUCCCUCAAAUAUUAAACUAGGAAUCUUUAAAUUACCACAGACUCAACUUGCCUUCUAAACAUCCCAAAGUGUCUCGUAGGCUGUAGUCUGUCUUCAGGACUUCACCUGAAAUCUGACACUUACUAAAGAGAAGAGGCUUUUGUUUUUUACGUCUUUUAUAUCUAGAAUGUGUAGAUUCCCUGUCCAAGCUCCUGUGUUGUGUCUUGUUGCAGUGCAGACAUUCAUAUAUCCCUGCUUGCUUAUGUUUAGUCACUUUAUUAUAUAUCAUUUUAGUCUUUUAUCAAUUAGUCUUAUACCUCUUUUCUUCCAAGCUGUUUUUUUUUCCUAAACCAAGUGUAGUUUGAAGCGCUCUGAUUUUUUUUUUAAUGAUCCAGACUGUGGAUUGCUGAUGUAAAGGUUUGAACAAAUGGAACUGUUUGUUCAUUCAUUCAUUCAUUGACUUGCUUUAUCCAUUUCAGCUUGCUGUAGUUUGAUAAGCUUGAAUCGACGCACACGCAAGCAGAGCAAUCCAUAGUCUGUAAUGUUUCCUUUCUCUGUGUAGUUAUACCUUGUACCAUUCCAACUUUUGUUUUCUAAAAAAAAAAGCACUUUUAGUCAGCAAUGCUGGCUCGUCUAAAAAAAUCACAGUGAUUAAGUUUGUAAAACAGCAUGAAAAUGGAAUGGGGGGGUUUGGGCAGGAGUCGUUUUGGUGAUGGAAAGUCGGAGCAGCCCUGCAGACAUGCAGUUGCAGCUGGUGCAACUGAUUCAUCUAAUGGGACAAAAAAUGACCAGUAUGGCAGAAAUACCUUUUUAAAACAAGAUUGAAUGCUGCUCGUAGAGCCAGUGGCUUGCUGUAGCUGCCUUCCAUGUCGCAGAUUAGAUGUAGUUUUAGGUCAGCAGACAUUUCAUAGAGGCAGAGCUACUCUCAUUAUAGGAAAUGUCAUCGGUUUGGUUAAAGCACAGAGUGCAGAGCGAGGGCUUCAGUGACUAAAGACUGGAGGAAAUAGUAAAAAGAAGUAUUAUUUUUAAAGUAAAAUAAUACUUUAUUUUUAUAUAGUGAAAGAAAGUAUUUAUUUUUCUAGCUUGCAUUUUGUAGUUUGCUAACUAACUGCGGCUCCACCUGCUGAUGUUUAACCCAACCCCUGAGGGUAUUUCUGCCUCCAGAGCAGCUCUGCUGAGGAGAAAUGUCUGUAAAACUCCAGUCUGCCUCUGAAAUCACCAGGACAGCAUCUCCUCCGUUGCUCCGCCUGAGUUCAAAUAUUGCUCAUGGAUUUUGAGAAAGGGGAUGAAGCUAAAACAAGAGGAGGAGGAGUGUUAAGACGAUAGACAUGAUUUUGCACAAACCUUAAAAACGUGGGCUGCGGUUCUUGGGCACUUGCCUCAAAGAAAAAAAAAAGUGGAGAGUUAAAAAAAAAAAAGCUGGCAAGAGCACCAUGGGGGGGUGGCAAAAGUGGCAAAAAGGUGAAGGCGUCGACAGCGAGGUGUGUCUUAAUGCUGUAGAGUUCAAAUCAGGGUUCCUACACAGGAUGGGAAAAUCAGCGUUUCCAGGUCGAUACUUUAUACCGCAUAUGAAGACGUUUUAUGUAUAUGGUAUAAGUUCAUGGACCAGUUAUUACGGACACAGAAAGGUUCAUUAAAAUCAAAUCCAUACCUGGAAAGAAAUGAUUCUGUAAGCUUGUGUGUAGGAACACUGUAAAUUAGGUUUCUGAUUUUAUAUUAAGGAUAGAGAGUAGGAGAGAAACACUCCUGUAUUCCGCUGCUAUAGAAAAUAAAUCCCAGCUACGUGUAAAAAGGAAAAAAAAAAGAAAAAGAAUGAAAAAAAGAAAAAAGAUGACAAAAGACGUAAUGGAUUAAAAAUGAUGCUUUUCUCCUGUUGUUUGCUGCUACAUUUUUUGGUUGUUUUAUAUACAUAUAAAUGUCAUAUAUACUGCCAUUCUAGGUUUGAAUUUUCUCAUAGAAAAUUGUGUUAUUGACAUCCUCAUUUGUUGGUUUUAUGUAGAUUCUAUGUGAUCAUUUUUGUGUUUUUUUUUGGUUUAUAAUUACCUUAAAUAAUUUUCCGUACUAUUCCAAAAACAAGGAAAAGUGAGACAAUGUACAGUAAUGCUUUGAUCCACAAUACCUCAUGCGACAGUCAAGAUCUAUCUCUAAUUUUAGUUGUUUUGUUUGUUUAGUUCUUAUUCUACUUGUUGGUUCAGUGCCUACUAGCUCUGUUAAACCUGCUUGAGGUGAAGCAUGAUGGAAACCAGCGAGUCCAGGGCAUGCUUUGAAACUGGUGCCAUAACAGAAAAUGGGAUAUGUAUAACUCUGUUGAGUGUUAAGCUGUCUCGGUGAAAGAGACUUUAUCCCCCCUUUAGGCCCAUAGUGGCCUUCCUUCCUUUUUCCCCUUUUUAUAUUUAUAAAAAAAGCUUUUUGCUCCAAUUUUCAAACUGUCAGUGAGUUGAUUUGAGUUUGUAAAUAGAUUCAGUGUCAUGCUUGGUAAGCCAUAGACUGUUUUGUUUUGUUUUUACAAAUCAUUCCACACAGUUGUGUCUACUUCAUGUCAGUUGUCUGCAACUGGGACAAACAGUGUAUUCAUGUGUCAACUACACAAUAAAACAUGAAUUAGAAGUCUGG
This is a messenger RNA of Sphaeramia orbicularis (orbiculate cardinalfish), 3870 nucleotides long. RefSeq names its product cyclin D1 (gene ccnd1). The coding region runs from base 1 to 879 and encodes 292 amino acids. The record is from RefSeq and is a predicted model, not a curated record. The transcript has 5 exons. NCBI's taxonomy places the organism in Eukaryota, Metazoa, Chordata, Actinopteri, Kurtiformes, Apogonidae.